AUGGCCGGGUGUUCAGAGAAAGAGUCCAUCGCCUUAGCGAGAUCCGAUGACCUGCAACAGUUUAUGCCACCGGCAUACACUGCUGUGGCCGUUAAACCGGCUGCCUCCAGCCGCCUGCUGAAGACCGGGAUUGUGGUUCUUAUCGCCGGGGCAAUUCUGCUGCUGUUCGGGGCUAUCGGAGCGUUUUACUUCUGGAUCAACAACGACAACCAUGUCUACAACGUCCACUACAGCAUGAGUAUUAACGGUAAGGUGGAGGAGGGCUCUAUGGAGAUUGAUGGUACCAACAACAUAGAGAGAUUCCGCACCGGCAGCGGAAAUGGUGAGGCAGUGGAGGUCCACGACUUCCAGGUUGGUAUAACUGGUGUCCGUUUCGCUGGAGGAGAGAAGUGUUACAUUAAGACCCAGGUCAAAGCUCACCUGCCUGAUGUGAAAACUCUCAACAAAGACUCACUUCUGUUCGACCUGGAGGAUGAGGUGAUGCCUGCUAAAUUUGAGGAACAGUCACGGAUCUGGGUGGCAGCUGACGUGCCCCUCUCUGACCCCGCCUUCCUCAGCUCCAAGAUCCGUGAUUUGUGUGGAGACCUGCCAAUCUUCUGGCUCCGCCCCACCUACACCAACAGUGGGCAGAGGAAGAGGAGGGCGGCCCCUCAUCAGCGUCGCCAGGCACCCGGGGCAGAGGAGGAAGUGAACCCGGAAGCAGAAUUUAACCCCGAGAACCCCUAUCACCGUGGCCUGGAUGGCGAAGAGGGCACCAUGACCUUUGACCCCAUGCUGGACCACCAGGGCGUGUGCUGUACGGAGUGCCGGAGGAGCCACACCCAGUGCCAGAGGAUCUGUGAGCCCCUGGGCGGGUUCCAACCCUGGCCCUUCCACUACCGCGGGUGCAGGGUAGCCUGCAGAGUCAUCAUGCCCUGCCGCUGGUGGGUGGGACGCAUCCUGGGCAUCCUCUAAACACCCCUCAACCAGCCCUGGACUGGUAGAGUCCAGAGAGAAGGAGAGGCGGGUAGAGAGAGAAGAGGGUAGGUGGAUUUGGGCGAGGGAAAAAACGAAUCAUUCAAGGAUAUUCAGUUUUCCAUCAUAAGAUACACACAGCCAAUACCAUAUGACAUACAGUACAUGUAUGCUCAUACAAUACUCUUUAGAAAAGAGUACUCUUUCAUACCACAUACCCGUGAUAACAAAAUCAUCCUGUCUGAUCUUGUCACCUUAAACGAAACAUAUCAAAGUAACAUCAGUACAGAUUUUAUAUCAAUUAUAUAUAAUAUGAUCUGUGAUAGUUAUGAUUUGUGGAAACGUGUAUGUAAAGAGCUAACACCUUUCCUUUUAGCUUUCUGGUGUAAAUAAAUGUAAGAAGUAUUCUAUGAAAUAUGAGUUGGAGGACUAGACUGUAUGUCAGCUGUGCAUGCCUUUAGGUAUUCAUCAUGCUAGUGAGAAAUGUUGCUGUCCUAACCGUUUCUCCAGAAGUAGGGCCCACUAACAA
Salvelinus namaycush (lake trout) is the source of this 1483-nucleotide messenger RNA. RefSeq names its product leukocyte cell-derived chemotaxin 1-like. The transcript has 7 exons. The coding region runs from base 1 to 954 and encodes 317 amino acids. The record is from RefSeq and is a predicted model, not a curated record. NCBI's taxonomy places the organism in Eukaryota, Metazoa, Chordata, Actinopteri, Salmoniformes, Salmonidae. Gene Ontology annotation, biological process: negative regulation of angiogenesis; negative regulation of endothelial cell proliferation.